Drosophila innubila is the source of this 3043-nucleotide messenger RNA. It is a transcript of the gene KP78a, whose product is annotated as serine/threonine-protein kinase MARK2. The transcript has a single exon. The record is from RefSeq and is a predicted model, not a curated record. Gene Ontology annotation, cellular component: cytoplasm. Gene Ontology annotation, molecular function: ATP binding; tau-protein kinase activity; protein serine/threonine kinase activity. NCBI's taxonomy places the organism in Eukaryota, Metazoa, Arthropoda, Insecta, Diptera, Drosophilidae. Gene Ontology annotation, biological process: intracellular signal transduction; microtubule cytoskeleton organization; protein phosphorylation. The coding region runs from base 645 to 2879 and encodes 744 amino acids.
AUUAAAUGUGACACCCAAGCGAGUCACACACGAUCGUAGCAGCAACCUCAUCAACACACGGGGGGAAAGGGGAAGACAGCAGGACAGGAACACUCGACUCCGACUCCGACUCGAAUUUCGAUUCCAACUGCGUCUGUCGAGGGGGUUGAAAUAUUGCAAGAAGAAGUGCAGCUGAAAUGAAGCUCGUCUAAGGGGCGAUCCUGUGAGGACGAAAACGAGGACGAGGACGAGAACGAGAACGUGUCCCUGCCUUAUCAGCCAUGCGUUGCCAGCAGCGCCAGCUGAACCGCUGAGGGUUAGAAGCGAACCACGCGCCAGGCCUUGUUCCCUUUGUGCGGUUCUUAUCUUAAAGCUUACGAGGCUCGACGUUGUAUUCCUGAGGGUGUUGGAAAAAAGAGCAGAUGUGCAGCGAGGAACCAGCAAGCUGACGAGUCAACAAUUAGAGCUCGAUAGUAUAGUCGCCAAGGAAGGGUAGAAGGUAGGGGUAGUAGAUAGGAGGGAUAGGGAGAAGAGGGAGAACGAAGCGCGUGCUCGGCAUGCGCAAGGAAUUAGAAGUGAGCCUUCUCCUCCUCCUCUCGCUUUUAACGUAUACACUUAGCUUUCAGUUUCGUGUUUGAAACUCGACAAAAUUUUUUUAGUUUAGAAUGUCGGCGGAUAAACAUUUAGAAAUUGUAGAAUUCAGCUUGGCAGAUGAGAGUGUGGCUAAAACAAAAGCAGCAGCGGCAGCAGUUGACGAGAAAGCACCAAAAACAUUUAAAACAUCGGAAAAAGAGAACUGCUAUCAGAAAUCGGCGACAGGUGGAGCCACAGCAUCCACGAUCACAGCGACAACGACAAGGACAGGAACCGGAACAGGACCUGUGUCAAGCGGUGCUAAGGCGGAACCAGCCACGCCCAGCAAUUCGACGGUGCGAUCGCAGGAUGCAAUUGAUGGGAUGGGCAAUGGGACGGAGCUCAAGUUACAGUCGUAUGUGAAUGGCAAUGGAAAUGGCGUCUACAAGAUCAUCAAGACGCUGGGCAAGGGCAACUUUGCGAAGGUGAAGCUGGCCCUCCAUGUGCCCACGGGCCGUGAGGUGGCCAUCAAGGUGAUCGACAAGACGCAACUGAACACGAGCGCCAGACAGAAGCUAUACCGUGAGGUGAGGAUCAUGAAGCUGCUGGAUCACCCGAAUAUUGUGCGCCUUUUCCAGGUGAUCGAGUCGGAGCGCACGCUCUACCUAAUCAUGGAAUAUGCCAGCCGGGGUGAGCUAUUCGAUCAUCUGGUGAAGAACGGACGGAUGAGGGAACGGGAGGCUCGUGUCAUUUUUCGCCAGUUGGUUUCGGCCAUACAAUAUUGCCACAGUAAAUUCGUUGUCCAUCGUGAUCUGAAGGCGGAGAAUCUGUUGCUCGAUCAGCACAUGAAUAUCAAGAUCGCUGACUUUGGAUUCGGCAACACCUUCAAUCCGAACGCCCAGCUGGAAACCUUUUGCGGUAGUCCACCCUAUGCGGCGCCAGAACUCUUUAUGGGUCGCAAGUAUGCGGGUCCCGAGGUGGAUGCUUGGUCCUUGGGCGUGGUCCUCUACACCUUGGUCAGCGGUUCCCUGCCCUUCGAUGGCGGCACACUGAAGGAGCUGCGGGAACGUGUGCUGCGCGGCAAGUAUCGGGUUCCCUACUACAUCUCCAUGGACUGUGAGAAUCUCAUGCGCAAGUUUCUCGUUCUCAAUCCGGCCAAGCGUGCCACAUUGAAUGCCGUCAUGAGCGACAAGUGGAUCAAUAUGGGACACGAGGAAUCGGAUCGCCUGCGUCCGUAUCGGGAGAUCCCACUGGAACUGCAGGAUGCCGCUCGAUUGGAUCUACUCGUCGCCAUGGGCUACAAGCGGCGCGAUGUGGAGUCGUCUCUCAAGACGCAGGCCUUCGAUGACAUCUACUGCACCUACAUGCUGCUGGGCUUGGCAAAGCCUCGUAGUUCCCGCUUCACAACGAAGGAGUCCGUCACAUUGGAGAGUUCCUCGUCCAGCUCCAGCUCCCACCCCGCCGCCAGCUCUGUCCAGGAGAAGAGCCUAACGACAUCGAAUCGUCCACUGCCGCCGCGUGUCGCCAACGCGCUUGCCACGACAAGCACGGCAGCUCCAACUGGUCCUGCCUCCGCCCCUGCCACGGUGCCUGCCCCCUCGUCUGUGAGUGCACCCCCAGCCAAGCCCACACGUCGCACGCCCGCCCGCAAGGUCGCCUCCUCCACCAGCAGCUCGAGUAACACCUCCGGACGCAAUCGUUCCCCGCAGACGCCACAGAGUAAACGUGCCAAUGGGACUGGCGCAGGAGCAGUAGCAGGAACUGCAACUGGAACUGGAGCCGUCGAUGUGAAGCCAACGCUGCUGAGCGCCCAGCGGCAAAUGGCGCAGGCCCAGAAGUUGGCCAGCACGCCGCAGCGUUUCUUCUACCAAGGCUCAGGGCGACGACCCACGACGCUCUACGAGAAGGCCGAGCCGACCACGCCCACAUCCUCGAACGCGGCGCGAAAGUCGCCCACAGAUGGACGCAUGCUGGAGCGUCUGCACAUUGUCAAUGGCCAGGCGACCGCUGGAGCGGCACAGUCUGUUGCCACGCCCACACCUACGACCCGCCCCGUGGCGACUGAUAAGGCUUCCGACAAACACUUUACGCGCAGCAAUGUGACUCGGGCGACGUUCCACUUUGGCCAGGGACGCAGCGGUAAGCAUGGAAGGAGCUCCAAUAACAGCGACGAGGAUGGCUACCAGGUGCCACCUCUGUCCGCUGAUGACACAAAGCCCGCAUCCCGCAUCGGAUUCUUCUCAAAGCUGACGGCUCGUUUUGGUCGCCGUGUGAUUCAUCUAAACGAGAAGGACUCCUCCGAGCAGCGCAAGAACUUAACCAAGUAGCAUUAUCACUCACACACUCACACACACACAAUCACAUUUAUAUACAUAUACAUAUAACUAUAUAUCGUCCAUGUGCAUCCAGAUGGAAAUUGCUUCUCGCUGUACGCUGUUCAAAUGUCACCAAGUAGUUGGAAAGUACAAAAAAAAAAAAUGAUAUCAAAAAA